Molecule: messenger RNA, 1068 nt
Organism: Spodoptera littoralis (African cotton leafworm)
Lineage: Eukaryota; Metazoa; Arthropoda; Insecta; Lepidoptera; Noctuidae
Source: the annotation of a GenBank genome assembly
AUGUAUUUAAGGCGAAGUACGACAGUGAAAUACGUGAUAGCGGCCUUUAUUGGGGCUGUUAUCUAUUGCGAAUGGUUUGUCUACAUCAUACAGCAACAGUACUGGACAGAAUUGGAAUGCAAUGACCAUGACGCAACUUGUAAAAAAAUUUUGUUCAUAGCUGAUCCUCAAAUUCAAGGAGAUGAAGCCGUCCCACCUCCUUUAAGUUACCUCUUUAAUUGGGACAGUGAUCGUUACCUGAGGUCAACAUUCAAAGUGGUAGUGGAGUACUUGAAGCCGGAUAUCCUGGUGUACCUAGGUGACCUGAUGGAUGAAGGCUCCAUUGCUACCAUGCCACAGUUCCAUGGCUAUGUCAAGAGACUGGCUAGUAUAUUUGAAUGGGACUAUCCUGCCGUGCAAGUCUGGAUACCAGGUGACAACGACAUUGGCGGUGAGAACGAACCAAUCCGUUACGAUAAAAUAGAAGAAUUUGAAAAAGUGUUCAAACAGCCGUCCAUUGUAGUAUAUUCCAAUAUCUCAUUUUACAAAGUAAAUGCCAUUACUUAUACAUUCCCACAAAAGGCUGAUGAGAUUCCUGGCUCGGAGAUGAACUUCAAGAUUGCUGUGUCUCACUAUCCAGUUACUGAGAAAUCUAUGUUUGCAUACCAGAUAAUGAAAGCUAUAAACCCUAACAUAUUUUUCUGCGCUCACGACCAUGAGUCGAAGUAUGUGAAGCAGAAUAAGAACCUUGGUCACAGGAAGACGGUUUGGUUAAAUGGACCGAAUCCAACCCUUAAUAUAUCCUUCGAUGAGGAGUCUCUGUAUGAGGUGUUCGUGCCAACCUGCUCAUAUAGGAUGGGCACCAGCUCCAUUGGGUAUGGUGCUGCUGUUCUAGAAAACAACCAACAAAACAUGAGAUAUACUGUAUUUUGGUCGCCAACGAGGUUUCCCUGCUUAAUUCUCUAUUUAUCUAUGCUGGUAAUACUGCUUUUGUACUGCCUAGUGUUCUGUGUUGCCAGACUUUGUCACAGAAAGUCCACAUUGGGAGCUAAAAGUGGCGAUAUGUCUCCAUUACUACAACGAAUUUAG